CCUGUUUACCAUUUAUAUAGCCUGGACAAUGCACUUUUGUACUUAGUCGAGCACUUGCCUUUGAAAGAACACAUCCAUAAUGGACAUAUUAUUUAUAAAAUUAAAUGUGUGCUCAGAUUUGAUUGGAAAGGGUGCCAUAGGGAAUAUAGCCUGGUUAAAUAAAUUCUGUGCAGCAUUUCACGAGUUUGCCAGCAAAUUUAAAAUGCAUCUGCCAGAUGUGGCGCCCAAAGAUGACAUGGAGGGUAAAAUUAGAAUACAUGUGGAGACAUUAUUUCUGUGUUUUAUCCAAGUGGUCACCUGCAUCACACAGCUGGAGCGGACGAUCAAUAUGGAGAACACGCUGGGCAAAAGAGUUAAACUGCGACUGACUCGGACACACUUCGUUGAUCGGAUCGAGUGGUGUUUGCGACGAUUGCAGGCAUCGCUUUAUCAUCUCUCCGAGGAGGCAAUCGCCAGCAGUGGCGUCAAGCUGGAGGAUUUAUCUUUUGUGGAAGUCUUGGACGUGGCUCUCGAUAAAUUGGAAACCUUUAACGAAAUAGUGCACGAUGUGGACACAGAAAGCCGUUUGGACAGUGAGAAUCCCCAGUUGUGCAUUGAAGUGAAUCAUAUUGUGAGGCAUGCCUUGGCCUUUGCAAAUGUCGCCCUGGAAUCGGAUAAAAAAGCUAUGACGGUUAUUUGUGAGACUGUUUUAGAUGAAUGUUCCGUCUUUGAGCAUAACUUUGAUCACCAUAAUCUUGGUGAGCGCAAAUUGGAAGCUUUAUCGAUACAACGUGCCUUGUAUUCCCUAGAGACAUAUCUAAAUGAAGCUCUUUUGCGCUUGAUCUUCACAAGCUUCAGCGAUGCGGACGAAAUAUCCGUAAACAGACUGAAGAACGUAUUGCAAAAAUGUGAAAUUUCGAAAGAUGUAGAGAAACGUAUAUGUGAUUUUGAUAUCAAUAUGGAUCGCAUUCAACAGAUUGGUGUAUUUGCCAUAGCUUUCGCAUCGGAUGUUAAGACAAAAACAAUUAUACGAAGUUGUUUGGCCUCAUUGGAAUCCCUCGAUUCGUGCAUUGUGCCCGCAUUUCAACUCCAGACAUCGACGUCGGCUUCAUAUCAUGCCAAUAUUUUAGAGCAUCACUUCAAGGAGGAACUUAUGGUUUUUCGGAAUGUUAUUCAUGAAAUUAUCAACAGUCGAGCGCUGAUUGACAUCUAUUUGGAUAUGCUAGCUGAGAGUAUUGAUGGUGCAGAGAAACUCUACCAGAAGCAACGUUUGUUGCAAGUUGCCCAAAUGGGAAAUGUUCUCUUUCAGCACUUUCAUCUUAAGGUAAAUUAUCAGGAAUUGUGCGCUGAUGAAUGUGGCAAGCGUUUGCAUCAGGAUUUCGUUGUAAUUUUGGGCGAAUGUCAGGCUAUACUCGAACUUACGGUUCCAGUCGAUCCCAAACGAGUUUUAAAGCGCUUCAAAAUUUUAUAUUCAGUUUUAGCAAAAUUACGUGAUGUUUGUGGAGGAACAAACAUUCGUUAA
Messenger RNA from Drosophila grimshawi, 1501 nucleotides. RefSeq names its product serendipity locus protein alpha. NCBI's taxonomy places the organism in Eukaryota, Metazoa, Arthropoda, Insecta, Diptera, Drosophilidae. The coding region runs from base 80 to 1501 and encodes 473 amino acids. The record is from RefSeq and is a predicted model, not a curated record. Gene Ontology annotation, cellular component: adherens junction; cytoplasm; membrane. Gene Ontology annotation, molecular function: actin filament binding; beta-catenin binding. The transcript has 2 exons. Gene Ontology annotation, biological process: cellularization; cell-cell adhesion; cell migration.